CAAAAAAGUAUUGUGAUUCUUGGAUUCUGCAACAUCUUUCAUAUUUUCAUGUCAACAUUAAAGUUUUCAAAGUAAUUUUUGUCUCGUGAAAUCAUUUAAAAUACCAGCAAUUGAAUCUUCAAGCAAAUACAACAUUUUUUUUGGGGGAGUUCAUCGCCCACCAAAAAUCCGUGCGCAAGAAAAGAAAAGCUCUUCGACAUUUUGAAAAGAACUCUAAAAUAAGCCAACGACUUGCCUUUUUAAAUUUCUGUAAAAAUGGCACCGUUGGCCGGUUCACCAUUUUCCAUUGACACAUGGAAAAACGAUCCACCAGAUGUUGAGCUGAAAUGCUUUCUACCAAAUGGCAUUUUUCUAUGUUUGUACGUACCUGUUACAACUACAAUCAGAGAAGUUAAGACGGAAAUGGUUAAACAGGCUAAAACGUUUCCAUUGAAUAAUCUCAUCAAAGAUGCUUGUGAUUAUGAAGUUUGUGGAAUUUCGGCCAUUGCCUUGGUUGAACCAAUCCAAGACGAAACCAAACGUUUGUGUGAAGUACAGCCUUAUUUUUGCCUUUUGCGUUUGGGAGAGCGUUCAGAGACCAGCACGAUAUCCAGUGACUAUGAACUCUCGAAAUUGGUCAGUAACAUGAUUGGCAAAUCCUUUGAAGAUUACAGCGCUCAACGUAGUCCCGAGGAAGAUGAUUUUCGACGAAAAAUGACACUGCUAUGUGAUGAAAUUGAAUUGGAACGUUCCAAAUACAGUUGGUAUGAGAAAUUGCUGUACGAGCAUCCAUUGCGUUUAGCGGAAACGCCCGAUAUGCCAGAGAUCAUAAAGAAAAGAUUUCGUAAUUCGAAUUUCUUGGUAGUGGUUAAGUUAGAAAAUGAUGAGACCUCCUUUACAAUCUCAGUGAAUGAGCAUCAUACACCGCGAUCUCUCAUAGAUUCGGCAAUAUUAAAAGUUCGCAAAUCACAAAUAAAAGUCAAUGAUCGGGCCACGGACUAUAUUUUGAAAGUUCGUGGUCGCGAUGAGUAUUUGUUUGGAGACCAUCCUCUGAUACAGUUUAUAUACAUACAGGAAAGUCUUUCGGGUUCUGAUGUACCCAAUGUAGUACUAAAAGCCAUCAAUACCUUACCAUCGUACAUAAGUUAUAAACAAGAAUUAAAUGCUAUUCCGAAACGACCACCGAGAACUGAGAACUAUCGCCAUCCCUCAAAUGAAAUGGAGAAACGUAAAGUUAAGUGUUCAUGGGAUAUAAAUCAAGCAUUUCGCCUGCGCCUACAUCGCAUUGACAAUGUGAACUGUGAUUUGGUUCGCGGCAUGAAAGUUGGUGUUCACAUCGGCCUCUAUCACGGCGAACACAAGCUGUGUGCCCAACAUUCACUCGACAUAGCCAGCAGUAAUAAUCGAUCAUUCACAUUUGAUAGGGACAUCGUGUUCGAUAUACCCCUGCAAAACUUGCCACGCAUGACUCGACUCUGUUUGGUCAUCUACGAGGUGACACGAGCGUCACGCUCCAAAAAAUCAUCAAAUACCAGUAGUAAUAAUACAAUUAUAAAAGAUGCCAAUAUAAAUAAGAACUCACUGGCCUGGGUGAAUACAACAGUGUUCGAUUACAAGGAACAAUUAAAGAAUGGCUGCCUAUCACUGUACACAUGGACGUAUGCCGAUGACAUACAAUCGGAUGAGAUAUUUCAUCCAUUGGGCACCAUUGAACCAAAUCCACGUAAAGAUGAAUGUGCUGUGGUGCAACUCACAUUCCAUAGUUAUGGCUAUGAUUACAUACAAUAUCCAUCGGAGGAUACGGUGUUGCAGCACGCCUCCAGAUUGGCGGCCGAAUCAAUGAACCGCAUAAAAUCUCAGGUUGGUCAACAGACACCGACAGCAUCAAGCACCGCCGUCAGCAAAGUGUUAUCCCAGUAUUCACGUACUUUUAAUAAACUCUAUGAGAUGCACGAUCAGGAUCGCACUGAUAUAUGGGAAAAGCGAUACAAUAUCAAAAUCGAAGAGCCCGAGGAACUUUCAAUUCUAUUGCAUUGUGUUAAUUGGAAUAAACGCGAUGAGGUAGCCGAAAUGUGGUAUCUAUUAAAUGAAUGGCCCCCAAUAUCGGUGGAGAGAUCACUUGAAUUAUUAGACUAUGCCUAUCCAGAUCCUGCAGUUAGAAAUUUUGCUAUUCGAUGUCUUAGAAACUUAAGAGACGAAGAACUUUUAUUAUAUCUACUGCAGCUGGUACAAGCCAUGAAACAUGAAUCUUAUUUAGAUUGUGCCCUAACCACAUUUAUCCUGGAAAGAGCGCUACGAAAUCAACGCAUAGGUCACUAUUUCUUUUGGCAUUUACGUUCUGAAAUGCAAACGCCAUCAAUGCAAACACGUUUUGGUUUGCUGCUUGAGGCAUAUCUGAAGGGAUGUAAGCCACAUGUACCACUGCUGCGUAAACAACUGCAGGUGUUGGAGAAACUUAAACAGGGUUCCCUAUUGGCCAAAAAGGGCAGCAAGGAGAAAGUGCGAAAUAGUCUGCAGGACUUUCUGCGAAAUCAACGCAACAGUGGCUUCUUCCAAAGCGUACAGAAUCCUUUGAAUCCCAGCUUUCGCUGCAAGGGUGUCAAGCCGGAAAAAUGCAAAGUUAUGGACUCAAAAAUGCGACCCCUUUGGAUUGUCUUCGAAAAUGCCGAUCAAAAUUGUCAUGACAUUUAUAUCAUAUUCAAAAAUGGUGAUGAUCUGAGACAGGAUAUGUUAACAUUACAAAUGCUUAGAGUUAUGGAUCAAUUGUGGAAAAAUGAAGGCAUGGAUUUCCGCAUGAACAUUUACAAUUGCAUUAGCAUGGAACGGCGUUUGGGCAUGAUUGAGGUGGUGCUUCAUGCCGAAACAAUUGCCAAUAUACAAAAAGAGAAGGGUAUGUUCUCAGCGACAUCGCCAUUCAAGAAAGGUUCCUUAUACAGUUGGCUAAAGGAGCACAACAAAACAGAAGAAGAAAUGAACAAAGCUGUCACAGAGUUCACAUUAAGUUGUGCGGGAUACUGUGUAGCCACAUAUGUGUUGGGAGUAGCUGAUCGACAUUCGGAUAAUAUUAUGGUGAAGAAGAAUGGUCAACUUUUCCAUAUAGAUUUUGGUCACAUUCUGGGCCAUUUCAAAGAAAAAUUCGGUGUUCGUCGAGAGCGUGUUCCAUUUGUACUCACUCAUGACUUCGUAUAUGUGAUAAAUAAGGGUAGAGCCGGUCAUAUGGCUGAUGAAUUUAGAUAUUUCCAGGAAAUGUGCGAAAAGGCAUUUUUGGUACUGCGUAAACAUGGCUGCCUUAUACUCUCCCUAUUUAGUAUGAUGAUAUCAACAGGACUGCCAGAGUUGUCAUCAGAAAAAGAUUUAAAUUAUUUAAAAGAGACUUUGGUCUUAGAAUAUAGUACAGAAAAAGCUCUCGAACAUUUCCGUUCGAAAUUUAGCGAGGCUUUAGCCAAUUCCUGGAAGACUUCACUCAAUUGGGCUUCACACAAUUUCUCCAAAAACAAUAAACAAUAAAAGCACGUAACGUAACACAACGUAAAGAGAAUCUAUCUAUAUAUGCAUAUACAUACAUACAUAUACACCACUGCAUGUUCAUCUCGAAAACAGAAAUAACAAAAAUUAGAUACAACAAGAAAAGAGAAAAAUCCCCUUUCCCACAUAGACAAAAGCGCAUACACAGAAGAAAAAAUAAAAAUCGGCUUCAAACAAGAAUUAAUUUGAUACAAUUAAUUUUUUAAUUGAAACUGCUUCAAUUACGAAAAUCAUAAUGUCAAUCACCAUUUUUGAGAAAGGUAAAUGAAAAAAAAAUUAAUUAAAAAAAUUUUCAACUCAUUUUCUAAUUGAUCCACUUCAAAAAAUGAUUGAAAAUUUGGGAAAUUUUCAAUUUCGACAAAUCUUUCAAGUUGAAGCCUAUAUAUUUAAGAUAUGGUCUAUGGUGAUAUUCCUAAUUCAAAUUC
This is a messenger RNA of Stomoxys calcitrans (stable fly), 3929 nucleotides long. RefSeq names its product phosphatidylinositol 4,5-bisphosphate 3-kinase catalytic subunit beta isoform (gene Pi3K92E). Gene Ontology annotation, molecular function: 1-phosphatidylinositol-4-phosphate 3-kinase activity; 1-phosphatidylinositol-3-kinase activity. Gene Ontology annotation, cellular component: cytoplasm; phosphatidylinositol 3-kinase complex; plasma membrane. The transcript has 9 exons. Lineage: Eukaryota; Metazoa; Arthropoda; Insecta; Diptera; Muscidae. The record is from RefSeq and is a predicted model, not a curated record. The coding region runs from base 256 to 3486 and encodes 1076 amino acids. Gene Ontology annotation, biological process: phosphatidylinositol-mediated signaling; cell migration; phosphatidylinositol-3-phosphate biosynthetic process.